CGUCAGCCUCUCCCAUGCAGGUUGUGGGAUUGUGGUAUUCGUCGUCGUUCGCACUUUAAGUUGGCCCGCAUCAUGAACACGUCAAUUCUCUCGAUCCUAUGGCAUGAUGAAUUUAGUGCUGCGUUGGGGCUGGCGUCGUGGCUCCGUCUGUCCCAAUUGUCUCGCGGCUUUCGAUCGGCGAUGCAGUCCGCGACGCCGGCGGAUGUCCUCGUGCUACCGCCUCAGACGACGCUCAGCACCGUGGCUUCUCUCCAGCACUCGUGGCCGCUACUUCGAAUGUCUUUCGAAGCGUCGGCCAUCCACAACCACACCCUUGACCUCCAAACUCUGUCUCAUCUGCACGCGCUGUCCAUUUCCCGGUGCCACGCCUUUGACAACGUGCAUGCAUUGAACCAGCUGCACUCUGUCACAUUGGACAGCUGCGACGGCGUCGUGGACAUCAGCGGACUCGCGGCCGCGCGCUCGCUUACCCUUCGCAUAUGCCCCCACAUCACCAACGAAUCCCUCUCAACCCUCACGCAAAUCCAAUCACUCACCGUCUACCGAUGCCUCCAGCUUGCUGAUUUCACGCAUUUGACUGCAUUGCGCCAGUUGUCUGUUGAAGCAACCAAUCAGCACACGACCGCUGUCCAAGUGUGCGCACCGCACCUGGAGUUCGUCCGGCUCGUCCUCGUGACGUACAACCCAGCCCACAUCGCGCAUGUACCCACCGUCGAGCUCGUGCACUCGCUGGAGUUGCAAGUGGCGACCAGUCGCAAGGCUUUUCACUCGUCGUAUGCGUGCCACCAUUCCCGACUCACCGACGUAACGUGGCUAGCCAACGUCCCGCACGUGGACGUGACCGGCAGCUGGUGCCUCCAACACGUCAGUAGCCUCCGGCAUGCGACGUCUGUCAACCUCACGGGGUGCUCAGCCGUGGCGGAUGUGUCCGCCUUGGCCAACGUCACUUGCGUCGACCUCACGCACUGUUUCCGCGUCACGGACGUGUCAGCUCUGGGGUACGACCAACUUUUUCGAAUCCACAAUAGUAUCCUCAAUUGUUCAACUUGCCGCGUGCGUCAUGUCAACCUGACAGGGUGCUGGAACGUCCGAGACGUGAGUGCAUUGGGCAAUGUACACACGUUGAACCUCACGGGCGUCGGCAAACUCAUGUCCAUCGACGGGCUUGAGAAUGUGCAUACUUUAAUUUUGUCUGGGAAUCGCUUCAUCACGAGCUUGCCACGUCAUUGCACGACCCAGUACAUGUCCAUAUCCGAUUGCAUUCAAAUCAACGACUUGACGCCGUUGCAUGGGGUCCCCACCGUCCACCUCGACGGCCUCCGCCAAGUGCGUAGUGUGGCGGCGCUAGCUAAGGCGACGAACGUGGACAUUUCAAACUGUCCCUUACUGUCCGACAUAUCCCCCCUCGCAACUGUGUCCAAGGUUCGGCUGGCGAACUGUCGUGGGGUUGUAGACGUGUCGCCGUUGAGCCACGUCAUGAGAUUGACGUUGGAGCGGAUUCCGUUUCAAAGUGCGGCCGCGUUAAGCCAAAUUAAGCACUUGACCAUCGAACGGUGCUGGGGGUUCCAGCGGUGUGACCUCUUGCCCCGUACGACGAAAUUGAAUGGCUGUGGAUGCGCCGACCACUUGUUUACGCAAUCCUAGAAGUAAAUGUACCGUCAAUAUACUCCGGAAUACUACGUAAUAAUAUAGUCGCGACUGGUAA
Messenger RNA from Aphanomyces astaci, 1705 nucleotides. RefSeq lists its product as hypothetical. The transcript has 7 exons. The record is from RefSeq and is a predicted model, not a curated record. The coding region runs from base 73 to 1644 and encodes 523 amino acids. NCBI's taxonomy places the organism in Eukaryota, Oomycota, Saprolegniomycetes, Saprolegniales, Verrucalvaceae.